AUGACGCCGAACGGAGGGCAAGGUGGUAACAGUGCAAUUGAAAGCGCAGCUACACUUGCCAAUAGUCUCUCAAAGCUCCUUCAGGAAAAUACUUCACCUCAAACUCAUGAUCUUGCCGAUUGUCUUCAAUCAUGGCAGAGUGGCCGUCGUCCGCGAGUCACGAAGAUUUGGAAUUCCGCGAACGAUCUCACUAGAUUGGAGGCUUGUGCAACUUUUAAGCAUAAGGUCAUCGGAAACUACUUGCUGCCCUAUUUGAAUAACGUAUUGCUUGAUAAGUCAUCUAGUUCUAUCGUUGGUGCGGCUAAGUUGGAUUCUGUGCCUUUGCCACCUAGGUCUUUACGUGCAAGUAUGCCGUAUACCAAUCAGACUGUGGUUCAAGUUUUGGAUGAAGUCAGUCUCUGUAAUAGAGUCCUUCUACACAAGCUAUGCAUACCGCUUUUUGUAUGCUUCAUUGCUGCUCUGGUCACUAUGACACCUCUGAUCACCAAAGUUGGGCAUGGGCGGGGAUACCCUUGA
Penicillium angulare is the source of this 516-nucleotide messenger RNA. RefSeq names its product FAD-dependent oxidoreductase. The record is from RefSeq and is a predicted model, not a curated record. Bases 1 to 516 code for a protein of 171 amino acids. NCBI's taxonomy places the organism in Eukaryota, Fungi, Ascomycota, Eurotiomycetes, Eurotiales, Aspergillaceae. The transcript has a single exon.